GGGACGUGGGCGCCAGGCAGAGUUGUUCCGACCCUGGUCCCGGAGACGUGAGGAGGUGAGGCGAGGGCGGCCUCCGAGGGGCCGGCGGGCGUACGGGCGGCGCGGAGCCGCGGGCCGUGCCGGGGGUGUCGGCGCCGGGGAGUGGUCAGAGUAUUAGACCAAAUGGCCUGAAGAUUUCAUAGAUUAAAACUAUUGGAGCAUCUUUUUAUAUUUGAAGUUUUGACUGUGGCUUUAAAAUGUAGCAACAGACUUGGGAACCAAUUAGGUGGAUGUGAGAAGAGAAGUUUUGAACUGAAAUGGAGGUCAGAGCUUCAUUACAGAAGGUUACUGGGUCAUCGGAUCCUGUGGCUACACAAAACAGCGAAGAAUUUGUUUUGGUUUCUCAACAUGCAGAUGAUACAUCUACAAGAGAUGAUGAAAAACCUCAACUGAAGAUUAUUUCUAAUGGUGAUGAACAAUUGGAAAAAGCCAUGGAAGAGAUUUUAAGAGAUUCUGAGAAAGGGCAAAGCAGUCUUGUUGAUUGCCAAGAUUGCAGUGAGAUUUCAGACCGUUCACUUGGAAAUGUUUCAGUCAGCCAAACAAAUAAGCCACCUCUUCAUUUAAUUUUGGAUCCAUCGAAUAUUGAAAUGUCUACACCUAGACCAUCUUCUCCAAGUGAAUUACCUGAAGAAGAUAGCGUUUUAUUUAACAAACUGACCUACUUAGGGUGUAUGAAGGUUUCUUCCCCACGUAAUGAAGUGGAGGCCUUACGGGCAAUGGCAACUAUGAAAUCUUCCAGUCAGUACCCCUUUCCUGUUACUUUGUAUGUGCCAAAUGUUCCAGAAGGUUCUGUGAGAAUCAUAGACCAAUCCAACAAUAUGGAGAUAGCUUCUUUCCCAAUCUAUAAAGUGUUAUUCUGUGCACGUGGACAUGAUGGGACAGCAGAGAGCAACUGCUUUGCAUUUACAGAGAGUUCCCAUGGAUCAGAAGAUUUUCAGAUACAUGUUUUCACCUGUGAAAUUAAAGAGGCAGUAAGCAGAAUUUUAUAUAGUUUCUCUACAGCAUUCAAACGUUCUUCUAGACAAGUGUCUGAUGUUAAAGACUCAAUUAUUCCUGCCCCCGACAGUGAUGUAUUUACCUUCAGUGUCUCCUUGGAGGUGAAAGAAGAUGAUGGAAAAGGAAACUUUAGUCCUGUACCUAAGGAUAGAGAUAAAUUUUAUUUCAAAAUAAAACAAGGAAUAGAGAAGAAGGUUGUGAUUACAGUGAGGCAACUUUCUAACAAAGAAUUAGCUAUUGAAAGAUGUUUUGGAAUGUUAUUAAGCCCAGGUCGAAACGUGAAGAACAGUGACAUGCAUUUACUGGAUAUGGAAUCCAUGGGAAAGAGCUAUGAUGGCAGAGCUUAUGUUAUCACUGGCAUGUGGAAUCCCAAUGUACCAAUAUUUUUGGCACUUAAUGAAGAAACCCCCAAAGAUAAACGCGUGUACAUGACUGUGGCAGUGGAUAUGGUAGUCACUGAGGUGGUGGAGCCUGUUCGCUUUCUCCUGGAAACAGUAGUACGCGUGUACCCUGCAAAUGAGCGAUUUUGGUAUUUCAGCAGAAAGACUUUUACAGAGACUUUCUUCAUGAGGUUGAAACAGUCCGAGGGAAAAUGCCAUAGCAAUGCUGGAGAUGCAAUAUACGAAGUGGUGAGUCUGCAGCGAGAGUCUGAGAAGGAGGAGCCAAUCACUCCUACUAGUGGAGGGGGUCCAUUGUCACCCCAGGAGGAUGAAGCAGAAGAGGAGAGUGAUAAUGAACUCUCAAGUGGAACAGGAGAUGUAUCUAAGGAUUGUCCUGAGAAAAUCCUGUAUUCCUGGGGAGAAUUGCUAGGAAGAUGGCACAGUAACCUUGGUGCACGACCAAAAGGGCUGUCCACUCUGGUGAAGAGUGGCGUUCCCGAAGCAUUGAGGGCAGAGGUGUGGCAGCUGUUAGCUGGCUGCCAUGACAACCAGGCGAUGCUGGAGAGAUACCGACUUCUUAUCACCAAGGACUCAGCCCAGGAGAGUGUUAUUACUCGAGAUAUCCAUCGUACAUUUCCUGCACAUGAUUACUUUAAAGAUACUGGAGGAGAUGGCCAGGAAUCACUUUACAAGAUCUGCAAAGCCUACUCUGUCUACGAUGAGGACAUUGGGUACUGCCAAGGACAGUCUUUUCUUGCUGCUGUAUUGCUGCUGCAUAUGCCAGAGGAACAAGCAUUCUGUGUUUUGGUGAAAAUCAUGUAUGACUAUGGUUUACGAGACCUCUACAAAAACAACUUUGAAGAUCUUCAUUGCAAAUUCUAUCAGUUGGAGAGACUAAUGCAGGAGCAGUUACCGGACCUGCACAACCAUUUUUGUGAUCUGAACCUGGAAGCUCAUAUGUAUGCAUCGCAGUGGUUUCUUACUCUUUUCACUGCCAAGUUCCCACUCUGCAUGGUCUUCCACAUCAUUGACUUACUGCUUUGUGAGGGUUUGAACAUAAUCUUUCAUGUAGCCUUGGCUCUCCUAAAGACCUCAAAGGAAGAUCUUCUGCAGGCUGAUUUUGAAGGUGCUUUAAAGUUUUUCAGAGUUCAGCUUCCAAAGAGAUACAGGGCAGAGGAAAAUGCAAGAAGAUUGAUGGAGCAAGCUUGCAACAUUAAGGUACCAACCAAGAAGUUGAAGAAAUAUGAGAAAGAAUAUCAGACCAUGCGGGAGAGCCAGCUGCAGCAGGAAGACCCAAUGGACAGAUACAAGAGGGAGAACCGCAGAUUACAGGAGGCCAGCAUGAGGUUAGAACAAGAGAAUGAUGACCUCGCCCACGAACUCGUAACCAGCAAAAUUGCUCUGCGGAAUGACUUGGAUCAGGCAGAAGACAAGGCAGAUGUGUUGAAUAAGGAGCUUCUCUUGACCAAACAGAGGCUGGUGGAAACUGAGGAAGAGAAGAGGAAGCAAGAGGGAGAGACUGCCCAGCUAAAAGAAGUCUUUAGGAAACAGCUAGAAAAGGCAGAAUAUGAAAUAAAGAAGACCACAGCUAUCAUUGCUGAGUAUAAACAGAUCUGUUCCCAGUUAAGUACCAGACUGGAGAAACAGCAGGCAUCCAGCAAGGAGGAGCUGGAAGUGGUAAAGGGUAAAAUGAUGGCAUGUAAACAUUGCAGUGACAUUUUCAGCAAGGAGGGCACUUUGAAACUAGCAGCCACAAGCAGAGAGGACCAGGGACUCGAACUGGAUGACGAGAAGGACUCACUCAAGAAGCAGCUGAGGGAGAUGGAGCUGGAAUUGGCACAAACCAAACUGCAGCUGGUGGAGGCCAAGUGUAAGAUCCAGGAACUUGAACAUCAGAGAGGAGCCCUUAUGAAUGAAAUCCAAGCUGCCAAAAACUCUUGGUUUAGCAAAACCCUGAACUCUAUCAAAACGGCCACGGGCACCCAGCCACUGCAGCUGCCACAGGUGACCCAGCCACCCAAGGAGAGCACAUAGUUCUCGCCGCACCCAAGCACAGCAGUCAGAGCGACAGAAACCCAGCAGGCUUCUCCCUGGUGUCCCCUGUGAAGGAAAAUAAAGCAGGCCAGAAAACAAGCCAGAAUCUUUGCAUAGCUCUCACUCUUUCUUGUACGACACUUUUCAAAGGGAUGUUAUUUAAACUGAUCUGUGUUGAAUACCCGUUUCAAGCUUCUUCAUGGAAGGCUGUGUUCAGAUCCAUCAUGGUAUUAUAUUAUUUUAUAUGCCUGAUGUUUAGUUGAAAAUAAGUUAUUUAGAACCAAAUGCUUUUUAUUUAGAACUAAUUAUUCAUAAUUAUUUUUAUCAUACAUAAAAAUGGAGAUGUCUUCUAUUCCAAGGUUAAAGUGACAGGAAGAUAUUUGUCACAGAAAAAAAAAGACUGAAACCUAAACUUCUUAACUUUUCAGGAUUCAUUCUGAUAAAGCACACUGUGGGGCCAGUCAUGACCACUAUUAGGUUUCCUCCUGAAACUGAUUCCCUGGAUAGUGAUAAUCAGGUCACAGGAAAGAACAGACCUGGGACUGAGCAGUCUCCCAAGAUAAUUAGUUUAUUUUCAUUUUCCAUUGGGUACAUCUGGAAAUGAAAUACCAAGAAUCAUGGAAUAAGAUAGGCUGUUGAUAAAAGGAACUAGAUUUUAAUAAACACAGGAUAAAAUAAGUCAUUUUAGCCCUGGAAUUCUAACACAUUCUUUUAAGAACUCUGCCUGGUAAUUGCAAUCUCCUUUAGUAUGAACACAGUUGUGACUUCUGGCAAAACCUAAAGUCAAAAGUGGAUAUUCCAAGUUGCAGUGUUAGGGAACCUUCACCAGGGAAGCCUAGCAAGGCCCAGGUUCAGCCGUUGUGCUUAGACUGGAAUACAGAACCAGGGACAGGGUAUUUCAUUGAAUGUUGACAUAUACUUGCUCAAGGAAACACUAAUAUACUGUACCUUUGUUAAAGUUAUGAAAUAGGAACUAGAUAGAAGUCAGCUUCACAUCAUCUUAAUAUACUGUUAGGCAACUUUUCCUGAUUUCUGUAGCUCCCUAAAAAUGUGUCCUUGGUCCCUCUAAGGUGAAAAGAGGCAAAUGCAUUUGUAACAUUUUUGAUUGACUAUGAAAUCUUUAUAGAAAUACCUAUCUCAUGGAAAGGUAAAGCUGUUGUUUAAAAGUUGAUGGAAAUAUUUUUUUCAAUUAUAGUUAACAUGUCUAUAUAAAUAGUCCUUGCAGGGAAUCCUCUGGUAAGGGCAAAUCGAAUUUUUCCAUUUUCUAAGCUCUUUUGGAGGCCUUUGGUCCUUUGAUGCCUACCAAACUACUGUCUGCUAUGUACAGUAACAUUUAUUGUGAAUCUCAUCCUUGGCUUCAUUGUUGAACAUAUUAUUUGCAAAGGAUCUUAAACUCUGUAGUGCCAUUGUGAUUCUCAUCUGUGCCAUAUGUUGCAAUUAAAAGUAACACACUCUUGCAAGUAAAAAUAAGAGCCGCCUCAAAUCCAGGAGCCUGCACUACAAGUUGCUCAUGGUGGAUCCUUCCCUCUCUAAAAAGUGAAGCCCCCUGCAUUGGUAAGUGUUCAUAUCAUUACAGCUCAUAAAACUGAUGGGGUUUUUUCUUAUCCUUUGUUACACUCAUCAAAUAAUACUUUCUUACAGAAUUCGCUUUUUUGUUGUUAUUCUGAUACCUUUCAUCAUAAUAUUCAUUUCCUUUUACUAAAAAAGGAAAAUAAUCCAGCAUUCCAAGGGUCUCUGUUAAUGUAAAGAUUCCCUACAUAGUGGUUUAGUAAAGCAAAUAUAUAUAUGAUAUAUAUCAUAUAUAUAUUAGUAUAAUGGCUAGAAAAUUGCAUUGGUACUUGUUUGUAUAAAUCAUUUAGUAUAAUUUGUUGGCUUUACUGGUACUUUAUGCUUUGAUUUCAAGAAGCCUUGUACAAGUUGCCUUAUCAAACGGCCAGCUAAAUUAAAAAUGUUCUUUUAUAUUUUGUGCAUCUCACAGUUCUAUUGUACAGAUCUCUUUUUAACUUUCAAAAAUCAGCACAUUCCACAGUAGGCCUAACUUGCAUAAUUUUCCUUAAAUGGUGGUUUAGGGAGAAGUAGAAAGGCUUUGGGUCCAGUGCUUACCUGUUAACCUCGCUCAGUUUCAUAGCCCCUUGUAUUUUUUCCUCUAAACAAAAUCAUCAGGUAUGAUGUAUUGAAAACUCAUACAUUCCAAAUAUUUAAUAAAUCUGUCCUUUGCAUGUUCUUUAAAUUAUUUCAAAAGAUCAUAAUUGCAAUCUAUAGAUUUUUUUUUCUUUUCCAGUUCCAUAUCAUACUUGGGUAUGUGUAUUGGUACCAUACCUCCAAACUGUUCCUCACUGCAUUGCCUUUAGGUCAGUAGCAAUAGUAAAAGAUGGAAAACAAAAUUCAAAAUCCAAACCACCUGUCCUUCAUCCUUUAUUAUUUGAAAACUCAUGCAUCUCAGCAUUACGUAACUGCUAGUUCUGAUUUUUAAAUAUUAUUUUGAAGUACAUUGGAGAAUUGCUAUUCUUCUCUUGAAUUUCUUUUAGAUUAUCCAGAAUUUCUUUUAGAUUAUCCAGCCCAAAUAUCCAGAAAAUUUUCAAUAUUCUAGAGGGUUUUUCACAUUUUCCUAGGAUACACUGUAUAAAACAUUCCACCAAACAUUCAACAUUUUACAGUAUUCUGAAAAAUGAUGAUUUCUCUAUUCAUUAAAUUCUACAGAAUAAAUUAAGGGAGUGAAUUUCAACUUUGUAAUUCAGUUCAUUAGCUUUUGUAUCUUUAGAAUCUUGUUUAACACAUUCUUUAAAGCUAAAAGAAACCAAGCUGAAUUUUGCAGUGCAUAUGUUUGCUAGCUUCCCACAUCCUGAGCCAUGGCACAAAUUCAGUUAUAUUUAGUUACAUGUAAUUUAAUGCAAAGAAAUUCUCUGUUAUCUAAUGUUCUGUAUAGGAGUGCCUAUCAGAAACACUAAUAAGAAUGUCAUAUAGGCCUAUGACCUACCUUUACAUAUAAUGAAAAUCUUUCUUCCCCUCUCCUAGCUAUUAAGUUAGCAGUUUCUUUUUCAUUGGUGUUCUUAAAUUUCUGUAAAGUAGAAAAGCAGUUUUGUACUGAUGUUGGGAUAUUAAUAGUAUUUAUCUUGUUUCAAUUUUUUCAAAAUUUUCAUUCUUUUAUACUAUGUAUUAAUACUUAUUUUUCUCAAACCCCUGUUGCAAAGCCCUUAAAGUAAAAAAAAAAAGAGAAAACACAGUUUAGGGCACAAGAGAUGAAAGCUUCUUCAAGGAGGUGAAAAGUUACUGAGAUGAGAAUAACAUGUGCAACUCAUGUAAGGGACUGAGUUUUUUUUCUUUAGCUGAAAUCAGUCUAGUAACUAUUCUGCUAAGGUGGCUGUCUGAUUUCAGGGCCCCUUUAAAGGAAAAAGCAAAUACCUUGUUUGUUUGGUCUCUCUGGGAAAGAACACUUUUAAUUACUUAACAAGAUGAUCACUCUUUUAAAAAAACACUCCAAAACAGCUCUGAAUUUCUUGCUUGGAUUACAAGUAAAUGAGAGAAUGGACAGACUCUGUUGUUUUAAAUAUUGUGUGUGUGUGUGUGUGUGUGUGUGUGUGUGGUGUAUGUGUGUUAGGGAAUAUGUGUGUGAGAGUGAUGGGUGGAAUUUUAUAUAGAGUAUGCCCUCCCUGCCUCUUGAAUACCCAGGGACUAUGUAACUGAACUCACACUGGUGAUAAAUACAGAAGGCCAGACAACAGCUCAGUGGCCUGUUUCCUACAAUCAGAUACAAACAUCCUUCCUCUCUCACAGGGGCUUCCAAAUAAUACAGGCAAUGCCCUUUACCAUAGGAAUUCCCUUGUUUUUCAGAAACUGUCAAAAUGAAAACUUUGGUGUGUGCUGCACCUCAAUAGGUUGGUGGCAACCUUGAGCUGUAACGAGAAAGGAGGAUGAGCAGGAGGACCUUAGUGACGGCAGUCAGGUCCCUUCUCAGUUUUCAUCUAAAUGAUUACAUGCAAGCUUAUCUCCAAACAGAUUUGCUCCCUGCUAUAAAACAUCUUCAACCUGUUCCAUUCUCUCCACCACCAUCCCUGGUUUAUAAUUAGUGGUAUUCUGAAAACAGAAUCAUUGAGUAGAAAAUUUUAAGUUACUUCUCUUUUUCAUUGGCAAUAUGUUAAUAUGUAAAACCUUUUCCAUUAAAAUGUAACUUUUAAUAACUAUAUAUUAUAUAUGGAAUAAAAUAUAAGAAAUUGAAUUAUAAGUAUAUAAAUGCAUUAAGACUCUGGUGUCAUGAAAGCACAGGCUAGAGAUGGUCCCAGAAUCUAAGAUGCCCCAAUAGCCUUUGGCAUCAGUUUUGUAUUUUGGUGUUUUGCGUUAACACAUGGAUCUUUAGUCCACAUGAGAGAGUUUCUCAGUCAGCCCCAUGUGCUUUCUUUCAGCUCCUACCUUUCCCUUGCUGAGGAGGUGGUAGAAAUUUUGCACCAUCUAUAUUUAUGAAUUCCAUGAUUUUGCCCACAGCUUCUCUAAUGAAAACAGGUUCUAGAAUAAAGGAAUUGAUUAGCCCAAGCAGCACUGACUACAAAAGAAAUAUCAGCUAGCAGCCUCUCUCCUCUAUAAACACUGACCAAUUAGGUGUUUCCAUACUCUCAUGUCUUAUGUAUAGUACACUAUAAAUGUAAAUGUAAUGCUUGUUAAGAAAAGUGCAAUUUAUUGUACAUUGUCCCCACAAAUGUUUACUUUUAUAAUCGUUAUGAACUUGAAUUGGAUUAAUAUCUUGUUUUCAUGUGUGAAUGAAGCCUUGUGAAAUAAACAAAUUCAGCCAAGAAGGUAACAAAGUGAGUGCUUUUGUAAGUCAGUGAUGUUUUUAGUCCUUUGUGUUGCCCCUUUGGCCCCAUUAAGCAGUAAUAAACAUUUGUUCUGA
This is a messenger RNA of Manis pentadactyla (Chinese pangolin), 8331 nucleotides long. It is a transcript of the gene RABGAP1L, whose product is annotated as RAB GTPase activating protein 1 like. The record is from RefSeq and is a predicted model, not a curated record. The transcript has 29 exons. The coding region runs from base 297 to 3449 and encodes 1050 amino acids. Lineage: Eukaryota; Metazoa; Chordata; Mammalia; Pholidota; Manidae.